Messenger RNA from Juglans regia (Persian walnut), 2042 nucleotides. RefSeq lists its product as uncharacterized. Gene Ontology annotation, cellular component: membrane. The coding region runs from base 319 to 1482 and encodes 387 amino acids. The record is from RefSeq and is a predicted model, not a curated record. Gene Ontology annotation, biological process: protein N-linked glycosylation; N-acetylglucosamine metabolic process. Gene Ontology annotation, molecular function: beta-1,4-mannosylglycoprotein 4-beta-N-acetylglucosaminyltransferase activity. Lineage: Eukaryota; Viridiplantae; Streptophyta; Magnoliopsida; Fagales; Juglandaceae. The transcript is spliced from 2 exons.
UCUCUCUCUUUAUAGAGAGCCAUCUGGUGAAAGAGCGAAAAACCACCAAACGGCUAUAAUUGACGUUUCUAGUUUUCAGAGAGAGAGAGAGAGAGGCAGAGGGAGAGACCGAGAGAGAAUGAGAUAAACUUUAAGAUUCGUUGGAUUUUGCUGGGAUUGCCUUGCCGUCUUUCUCUUUGAAAUUGUGUCCUUUGGUUCGUCGAGGGAUCGAUCUGGGUCUCAACGAUCUGAAUUUACUUGCAGAGAAAUAGAGGGAGACGCAGAGACAGAGGACGAAUUGGGCAUUUUCCUUCUUGGUUCUACAUACUCUAUAUAACCAUGUCAGAUGGGUAUUAUAGUUCUAAGAAGACCGACGAUAUCUGCGAAGGCGUUUGUGGCCAGCGGGGAACUCGUGCAGAGCUGAUUAUGUCAAGACUCCGAUGUAUUCUGCGAGGGUUGGACCUGAGGACCUAUAUGAUUUUGUUUAUGAUUGUCCCCAUAUGCAUCUUUGGUGUAUAUUUGCAUGGGCAGAAGAUCUCUUACUUUCUAAGACCAAUAUGGGAAUCACCUCCGAAGCCCUUCCACAAUGUCCCUCACUAUUAUAAUGAGAAUGUAUCAAUGGAGACUCUUUGCAAACUUCAUGGGUGGGGAAUUCGUGAAUCACCAAGACGAGUCUAUGAUGCAGUGCUUUUCAGUAAUGAGCUUGACAUCCUUACAAUCCGAUGGAAUGAAUUGCAUCCGUAUGUGACACAGUUUGUUCUUCUCGAAUCAAACUCAACAUUCACAGGCUUGCCUAAGCCAUUGCUCUUCGCGAGCAACCGUGACCAUUUCAAGUUUAUUGAACGUCGGCUGACUUAUGGGACGAUUGGAGGAAGAUUCAAGAAAGGCGAAAAUCCAUUUGUUGAAGAGGCAUAUCAGAGAUUAGCACUGGAUCGGCUCUUGAAAAUUGCAGGCAUAGAAGAUGAUGAUUUGUUGAUAAUGUCUGAUGUUGAUGAGAUUCCAAGUGCCCACACAAUUAAUCUCUUGAGAUGGUGUGAUGACAUUCCACCUGUCCUUCACCUUCGCCUGAGGAACUACUUGUAUUCUUUUGAGUUUUUUAUUGACAACAAGAGCUGGAGAGCUUCGGCCCAUAGGUACAAAACUGGAAAGACUAGAUAUGCACAUUAUCGACAAACCGAUGACAUCUUGACAGAUGCGGGGUGGCACUGUAGCUUUUGCUUUCGCCAUAUCAGCGAAUUUGUGUUUAAGAUGAGGGCUUACAGUCAUACCGAUCGGGUCAGGUUUUCUCAUUACCUGAACCAUGAAAGAAUUCAGGAUGUAAUAUGCAAAGGGGCUAACCUGUUUGACAUGAUCCCCGAGGAGUACACAUUUAAGGAGAUUAUUGGAAAGAUGGGACCUAUUCCUCAUUCUUAUUCAGCAGUUCACUUUCCAGCGUAUUUGUUGAACAAUGCUGAGAAGUACAAAUAUCUGUUGCCUGGUAACUGCCAAAGAGAAAGUGGCUGAGUAUUGACAAAUGAGGUGUCUUUUGCAAAAGAUUGGAGAUACAGAUUGUGCACUUCACUUAAUAGGGUUCAAUUUGAUAAUUGAUGGUUUUUGUGAAGCAGCGAUACUAGUAUACAUUAAAUCUAACAAAGUGUAGGUCACUGUCUACAGAGAUUAAAGAAAUAACUUGCUGGUCCUUGGAAUCUGAUGGGGAAACUCUCUAUAUCCUCUUUUUAGGGAGUUGGUUUAUUCCGAUAUGGAGGCAUUCCAAUUUUCCAAGUAGGAAGCUCGCUGCGAGGAGAAUAUCUGUAUGGUUAUGGAAGGCUUGAGUACCAUUUCUUGUUGCUGUGGCACGAUCCCCAUAUUGCAUAGCAGUUGAAUAACAUUUCCUGGACUUUCCAAUGCUGGGAAUUAGGCUUUCUUAGAUUCAUAUACUCUUAUCACAACUUGGGUUGUCUACUCCUGAUAUGUAUCAUCUGAUUAUUGUUGGAUCUUCCGUUGAUCAUAUUACUGAUUUAUGCCACAGACCUUAAGUUAAUAGUUCAUAGUUAAAUUUCAAUUUUUCCUCUGCUUUUUUCUUC